AGCCCAUCGCCCAAUUGGACCCUCUGAAGCUCGAACAUCACAAUGGCUUCUUCAAGACUUGCUAUGCGCUCGUCGCGCGCUUUUGUCGCUGCGCAGCGCUCGACCUACCGCUCCUUCAGCAUCUCGGCUGCUCGCACCAACCAGUUCGAAGCUCUGAACAAGCGCACCAACGACACCUCUGAGCAAUACCGCAAGUUUCAGAUGGAGAAGGACCUCAACCCUCACAUGACCAACUCGACCUCUACUAUCGCGAAUGAGAUGCCCUCGGUCGGCAAGCAUUCGGCCCCGCCUGAGCUCAUCAAGAAUGUGGAUCCCAACUUCACCCCCAAGGACGCCUCCCCGGAGAACACACAGCGCAUGACAGGUGGAACUCAGAGCAGCGAGGGCUCGGAGGUCACUGGAAAGAACGCUGAGCUUGGUGUUGGAGAGUUGGAGGGCGCCAAGUUCAAGGUUGAGCCUUUGAGGCGGACUGGAGAGGAUGCGAAUACCAUGCGUGCACGAUUACUAUACCAGAGCCGCAAGAGAGGAACAUUAGAAAGUGACCUCCUCCUCAGCACCUUCGCCGAUGCGAAGCUCGGCACCAUGCCACCGCCGCUCCUCCAGCAAUACGACCUCUUCCUCGACGAGAACGACUGGGACAUUUACUACUGGGCCACGCAGGAGCCCACUCCGACCUCUCACGAGACUGCCGAGGGUGGCGCUGAUACCCUCGCCACACAAAAUGCUCAAGGCAAGGAUAUCGAGCCCAAGGAUGAGUGGAAACGCGCGCCUGCCACCGGCGAGUGGGCGCAGACUGUUGGCACGUUUAAGCCGGCGUACAGGCCUGUGCCACAAAGGUGGAAGGGCAGCGAGAUUCUGUCGCUUCUAAGGCGCCAUGUCAAGGAGAGGAGCGCAGGAGGCGUCACGGACACAGAGGGCGUGGCGAAGGAGUCGGAGGGUAAGGGGCUCGGUAUGAUGCCUCCCAUCCGAAACUUCGACCAAGCAUAGAUUCUGUCUGUGUAGCACCCUGUAAGCGUAUAUAUGUACCAUGUCUGUACACAAUGUUUAUGAUUUAUUCUCUCA
This is a messenger RNA of Boeremia exigua, 1062 nucleotides long. RefSeq names its product TPR repeat protein-like protein. NCBI's taxonomy places the organism in Eukaryota, Fungi, Ascomycota, Dothideomycetes, Pleosporales, Didymellaceae. Gene Ontology annotation, biological process: protein-FAD linkage; mitochondrial electron transport, succinate to ubiquinone; mitochondrial respiratory chain complex II assembly. The coding region runs from base 43 to 987 and encodes 314 amino acids. The transcript is spliced from 3 exons. The record is from RefSeq and is a predicted model, not a curated record. Gene Ontology annotation, cellular component: mitochondrion.